Sphenostylis stenocarpa is the source of this 267-nucleotide messenger RNA. The record is from the annotation of a GenBank genome assembly. Lineage: Eukaryota; Viridiplantae; Streptophyta; Magnoliopsida; Fabales; Fabaceae.
AUGAGUACAAAAACACCGCCAUCGCUCUUAUCUCUCACCAUUGACUCAACCGUCCUCAAUCUCUCCGACAUCACCGAUCUCUCCUCAAUCCCUGAUCACAUCCUCCUCGACCUCUUUCUGAGAAUAUUAAGAGCUGGGAAAUUGACUGAGAAAGUUCUGAAACUGCUCAUAGCAACUGGUAAUGAUGAAGUCAAGUCCCUUAUUCAGGCACUCAAUAUCCAACAUAUUGUGACCCCUCCUGUGCUUCCCACCAGUGAGUUAUCUUAA